AUGGCGUCGAUAGCAGAGAAACAAGGCGGGAAAACUCAAGACGUGAAUCUGAAUUUUGAUAAACUGAAUGUGCACUGUUCUCAUUGUUAUGUCAAUGCCAAAGUGAUUCCUUCCAUACCAACUCAGAAUAUGAAACAGAAACCAGAUUAUGAUGUGUGGGUGUCCUUGUCAAAGGUUACAGGCCGGGUACAUGCUGCUGGUUGCAACUGCACUGCCGGUGAAGGAGAAUCUUGCAACCAUGUCGCUGCUGUCCUGUAUGCUUUGGUUGACAUCUCAGAAAAGAAACUUGAGGGAUUACAUGCAUCUACUUCACAGGAAUGCAAAUGGAACCAGCCACGAAAACGUAAAUUGAGUCCUGUUAAAUCACAAGAUAUGACAUUCACAAAACACAAGUGGAUAGAACAUAAAAAGACAACAACUAUAAGGCAAGAUGCUACUAAUGCUCCUGAUAAAUCGAUGGUUAAACCCAUAAAUGUGGACAGAUUUGCUCCCAAAACUCUGUGA
Molecule: messenger RNA, 504 nt
Organism: Haliotis rubra (blacklip abalone)
Lineage: Eukaryota; Metazoa; Mollusca; Gastropoda; Lepetellida; Haliotidae
Exons: 3
Coding region: 1-504 (167 amino acids)
Molecular function (GO): zinc ion binding
Source: RefSeq, a predicted model, not a curated record